AGCACAGCAGGCCUCUGCAGCAGCUCCUCCACCUCCGACGGUGUGAUCCUGGACAGCUCCCCACCAGUCCCAGGAACAGUGCAGGAUGGCACAGGCGACGUGGACAUACAGUUCCAGGCGACGAGGACAUUUAUGGGAUGCAAAUGGCGGGGCUUCCACGACCCUGAAUCUGGUUUAGACCACUAUGAAUGGCGUGUAGGAACAACACCAGGAGGUGAUGAGAUUCUCGCAACCAGGAAUGCAGCCCUGGAGGAGGUCAUCUUCCACAUCUUCCCACGUGACCAACAGCUGCCAGUUGGGCAGAUGAUGUACAGUACUGUCCGAGCGUUCAACAAAGGAGGAUUGCAUUCGGAAACGACAUCCAAUGGAAUUACGAUAGACAACAGCGGACCUGUUGUUGUGACCUCACCGACGGCGAGAGACGGGAUUUCUUCUGUUGUUGCCAACACUACAGUCAGUCGGACAGCUCUGAGCCUACACUGGGAGUUCCAAGACGUUGAGUCCUCCAUAGAACUCCAGUACCUCUCCUUAUCAUCUCACCUGUUUGGAGAGAUAGAUAGUUCUAAUCUUAAGGUUCCAGGUUUUAUUCGAGAAUACACAUACACAAAUCUGGACUUGCAUGAUGGAAGUAAAUACAAGGUGAAGGUCACAGCUUGCAACAUGGCGGGCCUCUGUACAUCAGCAGCUACCGGGGAUAUUUUGGUUGACAGCUCUAAACCCAAAACAGGAUCCUUCGCCAUAGAAACGGACCACGCAGUGAAACUUCCACGACAUCAAACUGGAUGGAUGACUUUGAACAGUACACAUCUGAACCUAGCGUGGCUUGGCUUCUCUGACCUACAUUCAGGAAUACAUCAUUAUCUUAUAACCGUGUGGUCUCGAGAAUUCGGAACUGAGUACAAUAAAGGCAGUGGACUAAUGGAGGUCUCCCACGAGGCAGCCGGAGUUGACAAGGGUGACGAGGGAGUUCUCCAGACCUUCAGUGUGCCCACCAAGACUCUGCCACAUAAUGGGACUGUGUUUGUAGCUAUAUGGGCAGUGAAUGGGGUUGGCCUACAGAGUGAUGCCUACCACGCUGAACUGGUCCGGGAGGUAGAUUCUACACUGUGGCUGGUGAGGAGGUGCCAGGCCUACAACUGUGCGGGACACUGUGUCUGUGCUGUGCAGGGCGGUACCUGUUCUGCCAGUAAAGCAUGUACACAAGACAAAACAGGGACCAACACUGUCACAGUCGUCGACACCAUCAACCUCUUGUUUCCAGCAGAAGUUGACAUGUCUCCUUUCAACACUUUCAUGGCUGCCAACUGGUCUGUCAUAACGCCAGGACUACAAGUAACACGCUACGAAUACAGUGUAGGAGUUAGUGAAAUGGAUUUACCGGAUGGAGUGUUCAAGAAAUCUUCCCAAAGAGUAUGGUUUGAUGCAGGUCAACAAACAUCAGCGAUUUUGUCCUUGGACAAAGGUAGCUUUCUGAGACCUGGAAUACAAUACUCCUUCUUCGUGAAAGCUUGGUAUAAUAACAGAAAUUACAGCAUCUUCAAGUCAAAUGGUGUCACUUUCGUUACAUCACCACCCACGGUAACAAGAAAGUCAGGAAGAACUGUGAAGGAAGUCCUAAACAUCAGUGACUCCAAAGACACAGACUUCCAGACACAGAACAACACACUUGUCGUCACGUGGUCUGGACAUUUCCUGCCUGGUAUAAGCAGCAUCCACCGAUACAGGGUCUACAUCAGCACACACACAGGAGGUCACAGUAUCCACGAAUCAGGGGACCUGACCUCCACCAGCUAUACGGGGGCAGGUCUGAGUUUACGUCCAAACACAGUCUACUACUGCAGUGUCCUGGCUUAUAACAAGGCUGGUCUGGUCAGCUGGGCCUACUCUGAUGGAGUACAGGUGGACGUCAUACCCCCAGUGGCAGGCAGAACGAAGGAUGGAGCAGACAUCCACGACCAGGACUACCAGAGUUCUCCAUCUGAAGUAUCUGCCUCCUGGUACGGCUUCUCUGACACAGACUCCGCGAUCGUCAAGUAUUUCUGGUGUGUGGGGACAAUCAACGACACAUCAGAUUGCAGUGUGAUGGACUGGUUGGAUACUGGACUGCACACAUCCUUCAGUAUAUCGCUUCCAACUCCGUUGUCUGCUGGUACCAUAUGGAACAAAGUGUAUGCUGUAGACGCGGUUGGCCAUGCCUCUGACGUAGCUGUAUCUGAUGGAGUUGUCAUCGACACAUCACCCCCUGAACCUAAGGAUGUAGCAUAUCUUGGAAACAAUCUGGUGAUGAACCCAUCUUUUGAGGUAGACAAUUUAACUGGUAGUACCACGCAAUGCAACCUCGUCAUACCAACAUCAUGGGAAACUGACACAGCGUCGUGUAUCAAGGUUCAGGCGCCGGAUUCACCUUUAGCUAAAGAUGGACAUAAGUUUGUGUCCGUAAGUGGAAGCAUCCAACAAACGAUCUCAGGUCUUGAGGUUGGGAGGCAGUACAAGCUGACUCUGCAUGCUGGAUAUCCGGAGACUGUUUCGGACACCCACAGAUCAGUUGAUGCAAUAGUUACAAUAGGAAGUGAAGUCUUCAGCUUUACCCUUGACCCUAACCUCUGUAGAGGCACCUGCAGUGUUGGAGAUCACUCAGUCGUCCUCUGGAACAAACACACAUACAGGUUCACAGCUGUAGAUACCAGUAUAGUGCUGAAGAUAACGUCAUCGUCAAGGAUGAUGGAGUUUGUACUGGACCAUGUAAGUGUCCAGACCGUGGACUAUGUUGCUGGUCCGGACAGUGUGGACACUGAGGAGCAUCUGGUGGUCCACUCUAUGUUCCUGUCUCACUGGUCAUCUCUACAUGCCUCCUGGCACUUUGAGGACCUACAGUCUCCAAUUACACAGUACAAAUGGGCGAUUGGCAGAGUCCCAGGUGGCAGUCAAAUCCAGGAGUACACAGAUGUAGGCAGGAAAGUUCAGGGGGAUAUUUCAGGUCUGAAGCUGACCCACAACUCCAGUCUUUACAUCACUGUCAUGGCCAUGAAUGCUGCUGGACUGACCACUGUUUCCCGUGCACAACCCAUCGUUGUAGAUCUGACUCCGCCAUUAUUCAGUCAUAUCAGUGAUGGGCCAGGCUCAGAUGAAGAUCAUCAAACAUCAAGUGUGGUUAGCGUCAACUGGAAAGUGACGGAUGGAGAGUCUGGUGUCGAUCACUGUGACUGGGCUAUUGGAAGACGCAGACGAAGCGACGACAUCAUGACGUUCCGCGCAGUUGCCUCAGGACAGUCGACAACUAUGAUGGACAUUAGUGAUGCAUUCAACACCUCGUCAAUAACAGUUUACACAACAGUACGAUGUUUCAACAAGGCAGGCUUAGUGGUGGCUGCGACGACGGACGGGGUUGAAAUUGUCAGAGAAAAGAGCAAGAUAUCACUAGAAGAAUUAAGUGUCUUGAGUGGGACCCAGACUGAAUCCAUCUACUCUGACAGAGGGAUGUGUCAUCAGGACCAGAACACAGUCAGGCUCCACUGGAGCCAGGCCGACCGACAGCUGAGGUCCACAGUGGUUGAAAUCGUAGGUGACAGACGUCCCUACCGGAGUGAUAUUCCAAACCACUUGCAGUAUACAUAUGCGACAUUGUCCGAUGUGAACUUGGAGACUGGCUCGUCAUACAACGUCUGUGUAGUUCCUGUAGACAUCUUUGGUACGACUGGAGAGAAAACUACUUCCUACUUUACAGUUCCCAAUGAAUCACCUGAUGUAUCUGAUUCGGGACACAUAUCGUUGAGACAAAGCAACGGAGAGCUGACGGUGUCGUGGAGGAACAUGUUUAUGUCUGCUUGGAAUGACCUCGACUAUGAAGUUCACAUAGGAACAUUGCUUGGAGGAGCUGAUAUUGUGGACAGAAUGUUGACAAAGAAGGAAGAAAUUGUCAUUCAGCUGAACUCGAGACAAGCUGAAUAUAUUUAUGUUAUGAUAAGUGCUAUCGAUGUCUGUGGAGGUAACAUUCAACGCACUCAGAGUUUCAAGGUCAAUCAAGACUAGUUAUUAUAUCAUAUAUUUUUGUUUUUAACAUUUUGUAGCGGCUUGAGAUACGGUAAUAUUCCACAGUUUGAAAUGGUAUUCAUCAUACUGAAUGUAUCUAAUUAUGAUUCACGUGUCUUCAUUGAAAUUCAGUAUUUGCUGUUGCUUUUGAAACGAAUACUCAACAAGGAAGUUUAAUGCAUUAAGUCAUAGUACUCGCAACGAUGUAUGGUAUAGACACAUAUUUUAGAAAAACAGUGUAUAUUUUCGAUGUUUUCAUUUACAGGCAUACAUUAUAAUACCACACAAACAGACAGCAAACAGUACAUUAUGAAUCAGUUGAGUUAAAUAAUACGUAAACAGUAUUAUGAGUAAACAUAAAUCUCACCAGACAACAAGUGUAACGUUGACCUGAAUAAAAUAAAACCACAAGACAAAAAACAGCAUUUGUUCAGUAACAUUUGAUAAUGAAGACAUCUGUUAACAUCAUAAUGCUUAAUAACUUCUUUUUUCAACAAAGUUGAUAUGAGUAGCAUAGUUUCCAAUAGGACAUUUGAAUAUAUAUUGUUUGACUAGGAGGAGGAUUACAUAUAUGUUAUUAUUAUUUUCAUCGUUAAUUCCGAACAAAAUAUUUUCAAACGAAAAAUAUGAACAGUAUGAGGCCAUUUUGUUACUUCAUCCCAUAGUUUCUUUACAUCCUCACAUUUCAAAAAGAGGUGACCAAUAAAAUAACAAAGUGGUGAUUCUUCGUAUUUUACUUUAUAAAGAAAGAUUUUGUUGGUAAAAUGUUGGUUAUAAUCCUAUAUUGUAACCACCUUAGUUCAGUACAUUUAAUACAUUUGCUAAGAAUAGUAUUAUAAACCAUCAAUCCUUUGUCAGUGAAACAUCUGUCUAAAAUACGUUCCCAUUUUGAAUAGCAUGGUAGCCUGGUGAAGAAUGAAUUCAAAAGAGUAUUAUAUAAAUCUUUAUUUCCCGGAGAAAUAUUUAUUGAUUGUUAAUAAAUGAGAAAGAUGGGAAUUUACAGCUGCUAUUACAAAGGCUUUGUUUGUGUUUUUGUUUGUGUGCGUAUGACCUUAUUACUGCUUUGAUUCCUUCAAGAGUUAGAAAAUAAGUUUUUUAUUCUUCGAAUGUUAAUAACCUCACAUCUUCAUGUAUAAUAUCGUUGUCAAAAACUACACCUUUCUUUUACCAGUUUUCAUAAACCAUCGGUUUGUCAUCAAUAGUUAUGUUAGAGUUAUUCCAGUUUGACUUUUGAUUUUGUUUCUGACACUAUACUUGAUUCAUAAUUUGCAAGAAUGACUUCCCAUACCCUGAAAACAUCUUUCCAAAAUCUUUUGGAUUAAUUUGGAAUACACUUUUCUUUAAUGUGCUUUGAAUUACCAGACCAGAUGGAAUAUGGAAACACAGUGUUGUGUAUUUCGCUUGUUUACUCUUCAGAACAUGUUUACUCUUCUUUUUUAUGAUGUAGCCGAGUGUGUGGUUUAAUUUUGGACAGCUAGGGUUCUUACGUUAACUUGGACCUCUUUUCACUAAAGCAAAUCGAGCAAUAUGAGUCUGUGUAUUUAGGUUUUCUUUCAGUCCGUUGACGUGUUAGGAUUAUUGAACCAAUGCCUUCAGGAUAACAUAGCACGUACGGCAGUGCAGCGAGGUGAAGGAUCUUUGAUGACCAAAUGGAAAAUAUAUGAUACACUAGAACAUAUAUUUUUAUUUUUGAGACUAUUUAAGGCUUACGUCUGUUCAUAGGUAUAAGGCUACUUUUUUCUUAAUCUUUUUGAACAUAUUAAACUAUUUAGCUUUU
Haliotis rubra (blacklip abalone) is the source of this 5806-nucleotide messenger RNA. RefSeq lists its product as uncharacterized. Bases 133 to 4029 code for a protein of 1298 amino acids. Lineage: Eukaryota; Metazoa; Mollusca; Gastropoda; Lepetellida; Haliotidae. The record is from RefSeq and is a predicted model, not a curated record. The transcript has 19 exons. Gene Ontology annotation, molecular function: protein binding.